Molecule: messenger RNA, 771 nt
Organism: Colias croceus (clouded yellow)
Lineage: Eukaryota; Metazoa; Arthropoda; Insecta; Lepidoptera; Pieridae
Product: cytochrome c oxidase subunit 4 isoform 1, mitochondrial-like
Exons: 6
Coding region: 147-671 (174 amino acids)
Biological process (GO): mitochondrial electron transport, cytochrome c to oxygen
Source: RefSeq, a predicted model, not a curated record
CGGGUAAAGUUCUUGCUGAAGAAAACCGAAUCACAAAAGGUAAUUAUUUCAAUGCAGUAGAAAAUAUUUUAUGUAGUGAAGUUAUUUUUAUGUGCUUCUUGCAAUCAAAAUUAUCUAAACAAUAGUGUGUAAGUGCUAUCAGCAAAAUGGCCAAUCUCCUGUUGCGCAGAGCGAUCAUAGACGCUAUCCGUGUUCCAGUUGGCACACGGUCUGUCAGUGAAUUGUCUAAGAUCGGUAACCGCGAGUGGGUAGGCUACGGCUUCAACGGCCAGCCCAACUAUGUGGACAGGCCUGACUACCCCCUCCCCGCUGUCAGGUUCCAGGCUGACACCCCUGACAUUAAGGUCCUCCGUGAAAAGGAAAAGGGAGACUGGCGCAAGCUGACCAUCGAAGAGAAGAAAGCCCUCUACCGGUCGUCCUUCUGCCAGACCUUUGCCGAGUUCCAAGCACCAACAGGCCAGUGGAAAGCAGCUGUGGGCUGGGCUCUGUGUGCUGCGUCACUGUCAUUGUGGAUCUAUAUGGCUGUUAAGUUGUUCGUAUACAGUCCGCUCCCAGAGUCAUUCAGCGAGGAGGCCCAGAAGGCCCAGCUGAAGCGUAUGUUGGACCUCAAGGUGAACCCCAUCGAUGGACUCGCCUCCAAGUGGGACUACGAAAACAACCGCUGGAAGUAAACUGUCUCUUGGCGUACUUCGGGAGUGGAGUCGGCGUAGAGUAGACAAUGUUAUGAUAAAUUAUUAUAUGUAAGAUAUGCAAAUAAAAUCGUGAUUCCAA